UCGAGCCGUCGGUGCUUCUACUCUCUCCCUCCCCAAGCAACCUCUCUCUCUCUCUCUCUCUCUCUCUCUCUCUCUCUCUCUCUCUCUCAUAUCAGAGGCCUACGUACGGCCCUACAGUUGUUUUACUUGGGGAGUAUCAAAGAAUGGGCAGGUCUCAAUGCUGCGAGAAGGAGGGGCUGAAGAAAGGGCCCUGGACCCCUGAGGAUGACCAGAAGCUUUUGGCUUACAUCGAAGAACACGGCCAUGGAAGCUGGCGAGCUUUGCCCGCAAAGGCUGGGCUUCAGAGAUGUGGGAAGAGCUGUAGGCUGAGAUGGACCAAUUAUCUCAGACCUGAUAUCAAAAGAGGAAAGUUCAGCUUACAGGAAGAAAAGACCAUCAUUCGGCUUCAUGCUCUUCUUGGGAACAGAUGGUCCGCAAUUGCAACUCACUUGCCCAAGAGAACCGACAACGAGAUUAAGAACUACUGGAACACACAUCUUAAGAAAAGACUAACUAAAAUGGGCAUCGAUCCCAUGACCCACAAGCCCAAAAUGGAUGCCCUCGGCUCAGGAAGUGGGGACUCCAAAGACGCAGCAAAUUUAAGCCACAUGGCUCAGUGGGAGAACGCACGGCUCGAAGCCGAGGCCAGACUGGUAAGGGAGUCGAAGCUGCUUGUGUCCAACCCUAUUCAACAGCAGGUCAUGAUCUCCUCUGCUCCUGCUCAGAACAUCAACAAAACCCUCACUCAACCCGCACUGCCGCCAUGCCUUGACGUGCUCAAAGCAUGGCAACUCAUGCAAGGGUUAUGGUCAAAGUCGACCGGAGCCGGCAUAUUCCCAGUCGCUGGAGAUCACGACCUCGAAUCUCCGACAUUCACGUUGAGCUUCUCGGUUAACGAAUUCCCCAUCCAAAGUACUGUUGCACUCACGGAAAACCAAGUGGCCGCAGCACUUGAUUUCGCCGCCAAUAGCUCGGUUACAUGCGGGGUUGGGAUUAUCAAAGCAGCCUGUCAAAUGCCAGAAGAACUCAAAGAAACAUGGGAUAACACAAUGUCAUUGCAGGAAAUGACGUAUACCACGGAAAGUGCAUGGUUUGCGGAUUCCUUUAGGGCUAUGAGUGAAAACAAGCCUCCCUCAAAUAUCGUGGAAGCUGGUUUCACUGAUAUCUUGGCCUACAACGGUGACGACAAGAACUCAUUGUUGGCCGGAGACAACAUUAUGGAAAAUGGAGAUAAAACCUGCAGCGGAAACUUUGAGGAGAAUAAUAAUCAUUACUGGAACAGCAUACUCAAUCUAGUGAAUAAUCCUUCGUCGUCGACUGAUUCUCCUUUGUUUUGAAAAUUUCAAAAAAAAAAAAAAAGGCGAUCAAGAUGUUAGUUAAAAUUUCAAAUUAUAAGUAUAUUUCUUAAAAUGUUAGUUGUUACUGCUCAAUUUAUGAUCACCACCCGUAUUCAAAAUAAUUACUUUUCAUUCAUAAAAAAAAUUACGUUUCAGUUAUUAAUUUGUUCUAAAUCAUGAUCUUAGUAUAUUAUUCAUUUCAAUGUACUUAAAAGGUCGUACGUACUUUAUUCGGAAAUAUUAGUUGUUCAAAAAACUAGCUAGUUUGGAUAUGAUAGAGGAGUUUCUAUUUAUAUAUAAAAGAAGUGUAAAAUAUGUAAAACAGAAACAGAGAAAAGGAAGAGAAGGAAACAGAGAAUAGGAAAAGAAUGAAUUGAAUUACUUGAAUGAAUACUGCUUUACAUCACAUCUAUUUAUAUACACGUAUUGGCAUUGUAAGCUAUCUGAUUUUACUAUAUCAGAUACAAGAAAAACAAGAAAUGUAACUAACUUAUUACAUCAACUAACUUAACUGUCA
Carya illinoinensis is the source of this 1833-nucleotide messenger RNA. RefSeq names its product transcription factor MYB106-like. NCBI's taxonomy places the organism in Eukaryota, Viridiplantae, Streptophyta, Magnoliopsida, Fagales, Juglandaceae. The transcript is spliced from 3 exons. Bases 144 to 1316 code for a protein of 390 amino acids. The record is from RefSeq and is a predicted model, not a curated record.